GGUGUUCGACGUCUCGAUGAUAGGCCCAGUUCGACUAGACCGGGAUAUAUAUAGAGCUUCUCAAAGCUUAUGUCUCUCCGCCGAGUCCUAGGCUCACGGCGCUGUUGCUGCACAAACAACAUAGCACCUCACAAUCUAGUACCAUGCUUGUCACUGGCACUGCAUCUCACCAGGCGAUCUACCCCGCUGCGGCGAUCGUGUCGACAUGCUGGCUAACAUUCUACCAGACGUUUAAAACGGUCAGCGCGAGGAAACGGGCUGCAAUAGAGUAUCCCCAAGUGUAUGCCGAGAAGGCGGAAGCGGCCGCGUCGAAGGAUGCGAUGAUCUUCAACUGCACCCAACGCGCUGCACAGAAUACGCUUGAAUACUUACCGGCCGUGAUCACCUGCACCGUCAUCACCGCUGCGAAGUACCCAAUCCUCGCAGCCACCUUGUGUGGCACUUGGUCUUUCUCCCGUCUCAUCUACACUAUUGGUUACAGCACCGGCGAUCCUGCAAAGUGGCCAGGUCUCAUCUGUACUUCGAGCGUCGCCAUCGCACACCUCGCGCUCGACAAUCUAUCUGCAUGAUCUGGUUGAGCUUUGUUGGACUGACUUCACCAU
This is a messenger RNA of Fomitopsis serialis, 602 nucleotides long. RefSeq lists its product as uncharacterized. Gene Ontology annotation, molecular function: glutathione peroxidase activity; glutathione transferase activity. The record is from RefSeq and is a predicted model, not a curated record. The transcript has 7 exons. The coding region runs from base 144 to 569 and encodes 141 amino acids. Gene Ontology annotation, cellular component: endoplasmic reticulum; membrane; nuclear envelope. NCBI's taxonomy places the organism in Eukaryota, Fungi, Basidiomycota, Agaricomycetes, Polyporales, Fomitopsidaceae.